This is a messenger RNA of Ceratitis capitata (Mediterranean fruit fly), 2934 nucleotides long. RefSeq names its product exocyst complex component 2 (gene Sec5). Gene Ontology annotation, cellular component: exocyst. Gene Ontology annotation, biological process: exocytosis; Golgi to plasma membrane transport. Lineage: Eukaryota; Metazoa; Arthropoda; Insecta; Diptera; Tephritidae. The transcript has 10 exons. The record is from RefSeq and is a predicted model, not a curated record. The coding region runs from base 103 to 2793 and encodes 896 amino acids.
CACUGUUUCCAUUUGUUUAUGUUGUUUUGUGAAGUCAUUUGUUAGAUGAUGGAAAAUACAUUUAUUAAUUAGAAAAUUGCUUUAAUUCAUUUAUAAAUUUAAAUGGCUCCUCAGCCGGUUGUAACAGGUCUCUCACCGAAAGAAGGUCCACCAGGUACCCGUGUAAUCAUACGUGGUGAGUUCUUGGGCACUAGGGCCACCGAUCUCAUUGGCCUGAAAAUUUGUGGCUCCGAUUGUUUACUGUCGGCGGAAUGGAAGUCACCCAACAAAAUAAUUGCACGAACAGGUCCUGCGAAGGGUAAAGGCGAUAUUAUUGUGACAACUAUUAGUGGUGGUGAGGGCACAUCAACAGUACAAUUUCGUGCGUAUCACGAAACUAUUGGCCCUUUAAAAGAGUCAGCCGUGUGGAUAGAAGAAUCGCCAUCGCAAAAUUUUGCUUGGGGCCGUCGUACAUUGGCGCAAUCAGUACUGACACAAGAAGAUCCACUUGGUUUGUCUAUUGAGGGAAAUGAACAGAAAAUACCAGAAGACUUGAGAGACUUAUUUCCGGAUGCUAGUGGGGAUUUAUCGCAAGAGAAUUUUUCACCUUCAUGGUUUUUGCUUGAAAACCAUUCGGCCACAUCUUUUGAAGACUUGAAAGCUGGUUUAGCAUAUUUAAAACGGAAAGUAGAAAGUCAAAAGGAAGGCCAGUUGUCGUUCUUAAAAUCGAACGCUGGAUCAGUUAUUGAUCAAUUGGAUACAUUGAUGAAUAUAAAAGAUAAAUUGCAAGAAGAUACGCGUAUCUUUGGUACAGAGCCAUUGAAUGUGUUGGAGAGCUCAAUAGAGAGUUCCAUCUCCGAAUCACAAAAUAUUUUCACGGAAGUGUUGCUAAGAAAGGAAAAGGCAGAUUCAACUAGAGCUGUACUCUUUGCUCUCUCUCGUCAUAAAUUUCUAUUUUGUUUACCAAACUCGGUAGAACGUCGAGCACAGGCUGGCGAAUAUGACAUUGUUGUAAAUGACUAUGCACGUGCUAAAAAUCUGUUUGGGAAAACAGAAAUUCCUAUGUUCCGCCGCGUACUGGAGGAAGUGGAUCAGCGCAUUUUACAAAUAAGAAAGCAGUUACAUGAAAAAGUUGUGAAAAUGCCACAAAGUGUGGAACAACAAAAGAAACUUAUAAAAGCGCUAACUAGUCUUGAGGUACAACAAAGUGGCACCAGCAUUGGUGAUCGUAUGCGUAAUGUCGAUCCUGCAUGGGAUGCCAUAGAGGCGCGUGCUAAGUAUUUGGAACACACCUUUAAACAAACAUUUGAACAAUACGCUUCUAAGGAGAGUGGCGCACAAGAAAAAACAAAAAAUCGGGAGAACUCAAAUCAGCCGCAUAGUCGUGUGCUAUUUUGUGAGGAAAUUUGCGACAUAGCCGCAUCGCAGCUGCCGGAUUUGUGGCGUUUAGGCCAAUUAUAUUUUACCGGUGAGCUACGAGGUGCACAUGAUCCCAAACCUGGCGAUUUUAAGCGCAUGGUUUUGAAUGCAAUUGAGAAAUUCUGCGCAUACUUGCGUGUUGCAGUACUUAUCGCUUCGGAUUUGCGUGCAUUGCGUCAAACAACUGGACUCUCCUGGCCCAUCGGCUCGUCAUCGGCCACUCAUCAGUUUCUCCCCUGGAUAUCCCAAUGCCUACGAUAUACGCGCAUCACAUACGCGACUCUAAUACGACUGGAUUUGCCUUCAGAGGCAUUGGACAUAAUACAGAAAUUAAUCGAUGAAAUACGCAUAUUCUGCUUUUCAAUAACAUUCAAACGCGCCACAGAUCGCUGCAAGAAAUUAGGCGAUCUAGAAACUUGGGACAUGGAUGUAGAAGACUUUCCAGGCGCCACAAUGUUGCCGAACUGUUUGGAAAAAUUGCUAGUGGAGACGUUAGAUGAGGCGCAGAAUGCCUGUAUGAAUCCAGAAAUUAGGGAAGGAAAUUUGCUGGAACCCCAAUCCGAUGGCCAGCGUGAGGUGUCACAACGCCUACAAGAAUUCUUAUCAACAUUUUGUGGUGUUAUUGAAGAAUUGGCCUACCAGUCACACGACGAGGAGACACCCACUCACAAUGUUUCACAACUAAUUGGCUAUCCAAAUGUACAACAAAACGCCCUACAGUCCGGGCGAUUUUGGAAUUCCAGCGUUAUUACUUGGGAGCAACGCAUGCUUUGUUGUCUUGCUAAUUGCGCAUAUUGCAACAAAAGCUUUUUUCCACAUGUGGGAGAUGUAUUUGUAAAAUAUGGUUAUCCGCUACCCACGCUAGCAAUUGAAACUUCACGCUAUUCCGUUAAUCAAUUAUUUACAAAUCUCUUAGACGCCUAUGUUGAACAUAAAGUGGAUCCGCUAGUUGGUACUAUAGAGCCGUCAAUGUAUUUGGGUCGCUUUCAAUGGGAUCACGAAAUGGAAAUCGGCAAGUUGCGUCCAUACGCACACGAAUGUUGUGAUAAUUUAGUAGGCGUUUACUCUGAGAUAUAUACUAUAUCACCGGCACUGCUACGUCCAAUCCUCGAACCGAUUGUCUUGACCGUUUCUGAGGAGUUGGCACGUUUGAUGAGUUGUGUGCAAGAAUUUAGCUACACUGGCGCUAUACAAGCUAAUGUGGAUAUACGUUUGAUAAGGGACGCUUUAAAAUUCUAUACCAACGAAACUGGGAAAAAUUAUUUUCUUGAAGCUUUGGAGGCUAUAAAACCACCGCUAAAUGCGGAACAGUUGAAGAAGAGUGAUGAAAUAUUGGAGCGAGUGAAAACUUGCAUGAAACUACAGUUAAUGUGCUUUGCUGUAAAAGAACCAUAAAUGUAUUUCACAUAAAAUAAUGUUUAAUGCCUAUAAAAAAAAAUAUAUUAUUUAACGUUAAAAUUAUGCGAAUAUUUAUUCCGAUAUGACUCAAACAUAUAAAAUAAUAUGCUUAAUAUAUUAACAUAUACAUAUAUACAU